Messenger RNA from Diaporthe batatas, 894 nucleotides. RefSeq lists its product as uncharacterized. Bases 1 to 894 code for a protein of 297 amino acids. Gene Ontology annotation, molecular function: transferase activity, transferring alkyl or aryl (other than methyl) groups. Lineage: Eukaryota; Fungi; Ascomycota; Sordariomycetes; Diaporthales; Diaporthaceae. Gene Ontology annotation, cellular component: membrane. The transcript is spliced from 2 exons. The record is from RefSeq and is a predicted model, not a curated record.
AUGUCCUUCCUCAAUACUGGCAACACUCUACAAAAGCUUGUUUUCAUUUUCAGCAGGCUGGAGGGGCCUGUUUUAGGCGGUUGGCGAUUGUCCCGAUAUAUUCUUGACCUGCUGUGGGGUUUCACAGAGAGCGACUUUGCUACCUUCGUUGUUCCAGAUAUGGCCUUCGGCCUGCUGGGGGCUCUGUCACGCAGCUUGCUUAUCAACGGAGACUGUCCCUCGCGCAAUGAGAUAUUCCGACGCGUCCCGGUCUUGCUGGCUUUCAAUUGGACAAACCUUCUCGUUUUCGACCUCGCCAACCAACGAAGCCCCGGCUCGGUGGCGGAGGAUAGAAUCAACAAGCCCUGGCGACCGAUUCCAACCGGCAAAAUCAGUCCCCAGCAGACGAGGCGCACGAUGCUUGUCAUUGUGCCUCUCAGUAUGUGCCUCAACUACCACUUGGGAGUCUGGGUCCAAGGCUCUCUGAUCCAUUUGAUCACGUGGCUUUACAACGAUUUAGGUGGCGGCGACGAAGUAAUUCUUCGGGAGGUGCUGAUAGCUGUGGGAUACGCUAUGUUCAAUUCCGGCUCACUCAAGAUAUCCGCUUGCGGCCGAAAAGAGCGCGAACGGUGUCAAAUGAAUUCCCAGGGUCUUGCUUGGACUGGAAUAAUCAGCGCGGUGAUCUUCACCACGAUGCAAAUCCAAGAUCUCAAGGAUCAGCGCGGUGAUCAACUUCGCGGCCGGAAGACUGUGGUACUCUUCCUUGGGCAGGAAUUCUCUCGAAGUUACUGUGCUGGGGCUGACUAUUGCUUGGCGGGUGAUAACACUCGUUCACAGCCGGCAGGAAGAUCGCCGUACCUGGCAGCUAUGGUGUCUGUGGCUUGUCAUGCUCUACUUUCUGCCGACCAUUGGUAA